Messenger RNA from Temnothorax curvispinosus, 1043 nucleotides. RefSeq lists its product as uncharacterized. The coding region runs from base 181 to 555 and encodes 124 amino acids. The record is from RefSeq and is a predicted model, not a curated record. Lineage: Eukaryota; Metazoa; Arthropoda; Insecta; Hymenoptera; Formicidae. The transcript has 4 exons.
ACCAACCGGCCCUUUUCAGGGCCACAUAACACAAACGGCCCUUCUCAGGGCCCCCAAAUAUCUCUAACGAACAUCGCCAUCUCGCACGAAUUUUGGCCUACUGCCAUAACGACUUAAUUCAAAAGACGAAUUUUAUAUAAACUGAAUAAAAUACUGUUUAACCAGGAGAGAUUUGAAAUUAUGUUGAAUGCAUUUGAUGAAAAGUUGCAAUUUAAAGACAACGAAAUCAAUGAUGAAUGUGAUGUCCAAUUCCCAUUACAAUCAUUAGAAGACUUGAAUGAAUUUGAACAGCAACUGCAAGAAUCGCAAUUUAAACAGAAAGUGCUGAAUACUUCAAGGCUCGUGGGCGGAAGUACUAUGCAUAUUAUGACCAGUAACAUCUUAAAGAAAAUCAUGGUUAACACUCUUGCUAAGAAAUACAGUUGGGCUGGGAUGAAAAGAAAAUUAGUCUUUAAGGAUUUGAAUCUUCCAAAAAUAAUUAUGCAAGCAGUUCGAUCACAUACGCAGUAUAGCCACAUUACGGAUGCCGAAUUUGCAGAUUCCAUCUCCAAAUAGCUUGCGCAAGCACCUCUGAGGACUCAAAAACAAUUCGGAGAGACGCCUGUUAUGGCACCAGCUUACGCUGAUUGCUGCGAAGUUGUCCGGGAAGCCUUCAUCCGGAAAGCAGUUCCAUUGGGAUCAGUGGAUAUAGUAAUCGCAUCCCUAUCGGAGUCGUCGUGUCGGCAAUAUGAUUGUGGACUAAGAAAAUGGUGGAAUUUUUGCAACGAUAACGGAAUCGACCUUUUUUCCGGAACACCGGCGGACGUAUUAACGUUUCUUACUACUGAGUUUAAGAAAAAAGCAUCCUACAGUUCAUUAAACGGCUACAGGUCGGCGGUAGCGUUAAUUUUGGGACCUGAAUUAAGGCAAAACCAUUUAGUCCAGCGAUUCUUUCGAGGAGUGUCUAAACUGAGACCAGCAAAUCCCAGAUAUAAUUUAACCUGGGAUCCCAAAGUAGUUUUAAGUUAUUUGUCAAGAGUAUAUUCAAAUGAAGAUAUAAGUUU